CUUGUAGGCAUAACGACUCAAACAAAGGCUUUGAUUUAGUAUGUAUUUUAACAGUGCCCGUACUGAACAGUGUAUAUACACUAAGCAACAUACCUAACGUUCUCGAAAAUGUAAUGGAGUGGGGAUAUAUGUCCCAAAGGGCUGCCGUAGAUCGGGCGCUCUCCAAUGACGCAAAUAAUUUGGGACGACUAGUCAGUUCGCUUAGUUACUUCCCACACCGGCGCCGUCAAAAUGGGGACCCAGAUAAAAGACGUGGUCAUUAAGCCUGAUGCUCCCAACUCUUUGAUACUCGACAAACAUGCAGACUAUAUUGCCGCCUAUGGCUCUAAAAAAGAUGACUAUGAAUAUACACUUUCAGAGUACUUGAGGAUGAGUGGCAUUUACUGGGGCCUGACUGUGAUGGACCUGAUGGGCCAACUUGACCGUAUGAACCAAGAAGAGAUCAUAGACUUCAUUAAGUCCUGCCAGCAUGACUGUGGAGGCAUCAGUGCCAGUACUGGCCAUGACCCUCACCUGCUCUACACCCUCAGUGCUGUACAGAUUUUGACAUUGUAUGACCGUGUUAAAGCCAUUGAUGUAGACAAGGUUGUGGACUAUGUUAGAGGACUGCAGCAGGAAGAUGGUUCAUUUGCUGGAGACAAAUGGGGGGAAAUAGAUACCAGGUUUUCCUUCUGUGCAGUUGCAACCCUUGCAUUGCUGGGCAGACUGGAUGCAGUGGAUGUAGGCAAGGCAGUAGAGUUUGUCCUUUCCUGUAUGAACUUUGAUGGAGGAUUUGGCUGCAGGCCUGGCUCUGAGUCUCAUGCUGGGCAGAUUUAUUGUUGCACAGGUUUCCUGUCUAUCACAGGACAGCUCCAUCAGGUCAAUGCAGAUCUGCUGGGCUGGUGGCUCUGCGAGAGACAGCUCCCAUCCGGAGGCCUCAAUGGGAGGCCAGAGAAGCUGCCAGAUGUCUGUUACUCCUGGUGGGUUCUUGCAGCUUUGAAAAUCAUUGGCAGAAUUCACUGGAUUGACAAAGCCAAGCUGCGAGCCUUUAUCCUGGCUUGUCAGGAUGAGGAGACAGGAGGCUUUGCUGACCGACCAGGAGAUAUGGUGGAUCCUUUCCAUACCCUGUUUGGUGUGGCUGGUCUGUCUCUGCUGGGGGAUGAGCAAAUUAAGCCUGUGAACCCUGUGUUCUGCAUGCCAGAGGAUGUCCUCCAGAGAAUUGGCCUCCAUCCAGACCUGCUGACUUAGGGCUAUAGGCUAGGGAAUUCACCAGAGCACAGUACUGCACAGAUUAGUGUUUUUCUUGCUCUAACAAAAAAAAGUUUAAUAAGGGUUUGAUAAUCAUCAGAUGAAAAGCAAAUAUGUUAAAUCACAGAAAAUGGUAAUCUGUGUAGAGAUGUGGCCCAUCAAGAUUGGCAUUGGAUGCACGGUUAUAGAUCCAGUCUACCAGUGUCUCUCCUUCUGUUCCCUGUUUAUAGCCAGCUCUGCUAAAGGCCCUGUGGAUCAGAGACAUGACUGGGACGGUGCCAGGGAACCAGCUGCUAAAGGAAGGCUUUGGGUAUUGCCCGUCACAGUAGUUCAGGGCUGUUCAAGUGCAGUUCUGCAGAGCCAAGUCAUUGCAUAGAUUAGUGUUUUCCAGCCCUGACAAUCCUGAAUUAUCUUAUGAAAGACUUUAGCAGUUGGAAGAGGGAGAACACAUGAAACGGGUCCGCACUGUGGUCUUGCAGGAGUGGACCUGGACACCCUUGGCACAGAAGUAGACACAAAGUAUGAAGCAGGGUGCCCAUACUCUAUUGCUCUGUCCUGGAGGGUCAGAGCCUGUCACAGUUUUGUUUACUGCCUUGCCCACUAACACACCUGCUAAUUUUGUAAAUUAACUGAUAAAUUGAAUGGGGAUUGAGCAGGGAAUACUGGCACUUCAGGACCUCAUUGGGCACCCCUGGUAUAGAGGGACCAGAGACUUUGGUUUUGUAAACUGUGCAGUUCUCUUUUAGUUGUGUGUCUUUUUUAUGUAUACAAGUUAGUAAUGUUUGUAUGGGCUUCAUCUGUUUCAACUUAAUUUACAUGAUUGCAGUGUUUAGAGAUGUGUAAAUCCUUUCCUAGGGCACUGAAGAAAACAUUAAAUUUAUGUACUGCAUCAUGUGAUUCAGAUACAAAGUUUCAGUGGAGGGGCCUUAUACUGUAUCUGAUGCUCUGUAAACACGUACAUGUUAUUGCAUAUUUAGAGGCAUUCAUUUCUGGACUGCAAAUCCCAAUGUCUAAGCCUGGAGUUUGUUAUCUCUGGUAGUUAAUUAAACAGCUAAUGUUCCUGAUUGGCCACUUUCUCAUCACAUCCGACUCCUAGGUAAAGGGUGUGUGGAAAUUCUGCAGUACGUGGACCUUUAAGGAUGUGAUUUGAACAAAUAUGUUCUACAACUUAAAUUGACAACCAGUUAUUGCAUUCCUAGAUUGGAUUUUGGCUUCAUGGUCUGGAGUAGAAUACCUCUAGCACUUGGUUCAACAUGGAUAUUAUGUAUAAGACUGCUAAGGGUGUACAGUCACAAAGAUUUUUGCAAGAUUUUGCAAGUUUUAGAGAUUUUUUUUGUCUGAGUUUGUGCAUUACUUAAAAUAAUAACCUGUAAACUUGUUUCACUUAUGUUUAUCUCCAGUAGAUGUUUGUGCUAAGUUAACUAUGAAAGAUAUUCUGUGGUCAUCCUUAUGCUUGGUAAAGUCAAAUCAUCAAUGCUUUAUUCAGUAAAUCUGCUACAUUUUAUCCAGUUAGCCUGAAUCAGGGAUUUUUGCAAUGUGUACUCACACCAAUAUAACAUGCAAUAGCAUUAAAAACAACACCCUAACUAAAAUAUAGUCCAUAUAUCAAGUCUAUAGCUAGUCAUGGGGCUAAUACGGUAGUGUGCAUAUGUAUGGUGUGGCUACUGGAUAUUUUAAUGGCAGUGUAUGAAUAAAUGAUGUCUGCAACUUCA
Molecule: messenger RNA, 2939 nt
Organism: Electrophorus electricus (electric eel)
Lineage: Eukaryota; Metazoa; Chordata; Actinopteri; Gymnotiformes; Gymnotidae
Gene: rabggtb
Product: Rab geranylgeranyltransferase subunit beta
Biological process (GO): protein geranylgeranylation
Cellular component (GO): Rab-protein geranylgeranyltransferase complex
Molecular function (GO): Rab geranylgeranyltransferase activity
Source: RefSeq, a predicted model, not a curated record